AGUCUUUCCUUCCCCUCCGCUGGCAGGUGCAGCAGCAGCAAGAGACCCGGAGCGCGCCCAGGGCUGCCGCGCGUCUGCUGCCGCGCGUGGGAAUCGCUUGCAAAAGAGCAGAAGCGCUCCCGGGGAGAGCAGAGCGCGCGGCCCGGGGUGGGGGUGGGGAGGGGAGCGCUUUCCUUCUUUUUCUUUCAUCGGCCAGGAGAUGUCUUUUACUAGCCAGGCUCAGCACCACCAAGACUUCUGAAAGCUCGAUCCUUGCCGCUUUGGCCAGGCAGCGCCUUGCGCAAAAGGCUGCGCCCGGGAGCGGCUGGGAAAACCCGGGACUUUCGAGAGGAAGGCGCGAACCAGCUUCUCCACGGACCAGUCCUAACUUCCACCGCUCCGGCCGCGAAGUCUCCAGGGGGACAGCAGGCGUCACUUGAGCCGCGCUCCGGAUCUCGCCUUGCCACAGGAGGAGCCCCCGGCAGAUCUCCGUUCCUGGACGGCCGGGCGGAGAAGGAAGGGCUCGUUCCCCUGCUGCUUCUCGUUCCGUUCCUGAUGGCUCCCGUGUCCUUCGGCUCGCCGCUUCAGCCGACGAGGCAGAGGAGGUCCUCGGGGACCCCCAACUGAAAGCCGGAGCCCUCCUGUCCGGCCCCACCUGGCUCUCCAAUGUCUUGACAGCCCCUCGACCCCCGGCCGACCCCCGGAGGAGGCGAUGAGCGCGGAUCUGGACCGCGCGUCUGUCAAUUCGUGCGCUUCUUCGUCCGCUUCGUUGGGCUCGGCCCCGGGGGCGCCGACGGUGGGGGGCCAGCAGGGGUCCGCUGCAGGGUCGGGGAUCCGGCUGCUGUCGGCCAACGUGAGGAAGCUGCACGGGGCGCUCAACCUUCUGCUGAGCGAAGCCGAGAGGGAGCAGUUCAUCCACUGCCUGAACGUCUACCACUGCCGGAGGAACGUCUUCGACCUGGUCCAGACCCUCAAGGUCCUCCUGGACGGGCCGGAAAAAAGGCAGCUCCUGCCCAUGCUACGCCUGGUCAUUCCCCGCUCGGACCAGCUCCUCUUCGACCAGUACACCUCCGAGGGGCUCUACUUGAAGGCCGACUUCUUGCCCAGUAACGCCAAUGGGGCCCUCGACGGCGCGGCCUCUGCCAGGGCCCUGUCGCCUGUCGUGGCGGCAUCUCCGUCUCCAGCUGUCUCUCCCGCGCCGGCUGCCCAUUUCUGGCCUCUCCCGCCGCUCUCUCGGAAGUCCCCGCAAGAUUUCAGCACCAUCCCGGACGGGACAGCUCCCUCGGCGGCCUCCGGCUUGGAGGAGCUCCGUGGGGAGGUCAGGCAGGUGACCCUUAAGAGGAACAAAGCCCAGGAGGGCUUGGGUUUUAGCAUCCGGGGUGGUUCCGAGCACGGCGUGGGCAUCUACGUCUCCCUGGUGGAGCCAGGGUCCCUGGCGGAGAAGGAGGGUCUCCGGGUGGGCGACCAGAUCAUGAAAGUCAAUGAGAAGCCGCUGGACAAAGUGACCCAUGCCGAAGCGGUCAAGGCACUGAAAGGAUCCAAGAAGCUGAAUCUUUCUGUCCACUCGGUUGGACGCAUCCCUGGUGGUUAUGUGACCAAUCACAUUUACACUUGGGUGGAUCCCCAUGGACGAAGCAUUUCCCCACCUGCAGGUCUGCCCCAGCACCAGAGCAGUUCUCUACGCAAGGAUGGCGAGAAGAGAAGCCAUCUCCAACUGCUGCAAGAAGGAGAUGAGAAGAAGGUGAACUUGAUGCUGAACGAAGGGCGGUCUCUGGGCCUCACGAUCCGUGGAGGAGCUGAAUAUGCCCUUGGAAUUUACAUCACAGGCGUGGACAAAGGCUCUGAAGCAGAAAGCACAGGCUUGAAGGUUGGGGAUCAGAUCCUGGAGGUGAACGGCAGAAGCUUCCUGAGUCUUCCCCAUGACGAAGCAGUGAAAAUCCUCAAGUCCUCGCGCCACCUCAUCAUGACCGUCAAAGAUGUUGGGAGGCUGCCCCAUGCGCGGACCACAGUGGACGAAACCAAGUGGAUCACCAGUUCUCAGAUUGGAGAGACUAUGGUCAACCCAACUGGGGCUGUCGGAGACCACAUAGCAGAGGUGAACACAAAGCCCUCUUUCUACAGGGGUCUGGCAGGAUCCCAGGUCACCCUGAGCAGCCUGGUGAACCAGAGCCGGGUCAUGUUGGAGGAACAUGCACGGCAUCUGCUGAAUGAACCGGAGAGAGCCACUAUGGGCUACUACCUGGACGAGUACAAGGAAAGCAACAUCUCGGUCGAUGCCCUCGUCAUGGCCCUCUUCGAACUGCUCAAUACUCAUGCCAAGUUCUCACUCUUGUCGGAGGUCAGGGGAGUAAUAUCUCCUCAGGAUCUGGACCGCUUUGACAACCUGGUCCUGAAGAGGGAGAUUGAAUUCAUGAAGGCUCGUCAGCCGUCAGGGACUGGGACCGGCACGGACUCCUACUCCAUCAUGUCUUACAGCGACACCGUCUCCUCAACCGGAAGUCAUUUCACCUCCACCACAGUCAGUUCGGCUCGGGAGCGACUCUUGUGGCUGAUAGACCUCAUGGAGAAUACAUCUGACUUGGAAGGGGGUGGAAAUGGAUGUCAGAACAGCGGCAGUGCUUUGCCAGAUAUCUCCCUGGAUGAUGCCUCAUCUUUCCCUGACGAACCUCCAGCCUUCAAACCUCCACCACCCAGCCCUUCUUCUCAAACGGACUCUUCUGCCUCCCAGAACAGAAGCACAGAGAAAGACACCCUCACGAGGCCUUCUUCGGAAUCUUCCCAGUCAGGCCUGUUCUUCGUGGCCCCUCGGGUCUCCACGGCAUCUCCUGGCCUCCCCGAGAGGGAUACCAGCAGCAUCGCUUCUACAGCCACUUCCUCGACAGAGGAUUCUGCCUCCAGCAGCAUCUAUGCAUCCAUCUCCAGAAGACCCAUGGAUGCCCAUUUGUCAUUGGUCAACCAGCAACCAAUAGGGCCUUUCCCCAGGGUCCAGUCACCAACCCGCUUGAAGACACCUUCCCCGGAAGGCACUCCAGCCAGCAGCCUCCCGAGCUCCAAAGCACCAUCCCCGUCUCCUCCUCCACCCCCAUCCCACCUGGCUCCUCCGCCCCCCAAUGAAAAAGGUGGCCCAGAGUCCAACACCACCCAACAUUUCAUCAUGGUGGAAGUUCAUCAGCCCAACAGUGAGCCGGAUGUCAAUGAAGUGAGGUCUUUGCCUCAAGCGAGAGUAUCCACGCUCUCUCAGCUCUCUGGCAGUGGGCAGACCCUCAGCGAAGACAGCGGCGUGGACAUCGGGGACACAGAGCUGAACACCAAAGACAGGAGCCGGCUGCAGGGUCCUAUCAAGGGCAGAAGCCCCCAGGAAGCACUGAGGAGCGACGGGAAGGCCGAGACAGGCCCCAAACCACCAGGCCUCCUGGAACCAACAUCCCAUCUGAUCCGGGUGACAAAGACUGCACCAACCCUAGGAAUUGCCAUUGAGGGGGGAGCCAACACUCGGCAGCCCCUGCCUCGAAUAGUGACCAUACAGCGAGGAGGCUCUGCCCACAACUGCGGGAAGCUGAAGGUAGGUCAUGUGAUCCUGGAGGUGAAUGGCAUGGCCCUACGGGGGAAGGAGCACCGCGAGGCCGCCCGCAUCAUCGCCGAGGCCUUUAAGACGAAGGAGAAGGACUAUGUCGAUUUCCUGGUCACCGAGUUUAACAUUGGGCUUUAGGAACGAGACAGUGCAGGGCUCCGAAGCGGAGAGAGAGAGAAAGGGGGUUUCAAGAAGGCUCUGACGCAACAUGUGAGCAUACGUGCAACGUCACAACACCUGGAUAACUCCCACACACAGGUCAGCAGCACAUAAAUGGAACCCGUAAGCGCAGGACACACGUGGAUGUCCAAAGCAGCAGAUUUGGGGUUGGUGUAAUGCUGCUGAGUCCCUGCUGAGAUACCCCACUCCCAGUCUGAACAGGCUGGUAGGAAAGUUUGGGGGAAAUCAAGGGCAAUAAAGGAGAUAACAAUUCCUUCCAUAGAUCACCUUUGCCUGGUUGGUAAACCGUGGUUCAAUGUCCCAUCCUGCGCCCCUUUAUUCCUGUGUUAGAGUGACUUGGCCAGGCACCUGUCCAAAAACGCUGCUGGCCCAUUUAAACCCCCUUCCCCACUGCUAGUCCAUACAAAAACACUAUGUAGCUGCUACAGAGAACCAAUAAAGGAAGAGGGGGAGGAGCCAUACAUUGCCCUGCCCCCUCCUUCCAGAUGCUACUAGAGAAGGGUGUAUCCACAAGGGGGCAGCACUUGUAAGGGUAGGGGCCCAGGCUCUUUGGUGGAUUUAAUCCAUCUGGCCCAACUAACCUGAGGUUCUUACAUUCUGCCUUCCCAUUCAUUCAUCCAGCAAUGGAGAAUAUCUUGUAAAUGGCCAGCAAUGUCAUUGUAUUUAUAUAUAUGAAAGAGCUUGGGCUUUUAAUUUUUCAAUAAACGAAACAUAUUAGAAAA
Messenger RNA from Sphaerodactylus townsendi, 4452 nucleotides. It is a transcript of the gene WHRN, whose product is annotated as whirlin. Lineage: Eukaryota; Metazoa; Chordata; Lepidosauria; Squamata; Sphaerodactylidae. The transcript is spliced from 13 exons. The record is from RefSeq and is a predicted model, not a curated record. Gene Ontology annotation, cellular component: stereocilium tip; plasma membrane; photoreceptor inner segment. Gene Ontology annotation, molecular function: protein binding. Gene Ontology annotation, biological process: sensory perception of sound; auditory receptor cell stereocilium organization. Bases 692 to 3688 code for a protein of 998 amino acids.